CCUGUCAGCAUGGUUUUCGGAAGGGUUGGCUGCCCUGCCACAAUCAGCUGAUGCGAAGAAGGCCCAAGACUGUUCAAAAUGGGACGAGUUUUCUGCUUUUUAAUCCUUGUGACAUUGCUUCUGGAAGUGUCUAGCCUCGCACUGGAGAAAGAAUUUCAGAAGUGUGAAAAAUCUGCUUAUCCACCCCCAGAAAGUGACCUGGUGCCGACGUUUGAGGUGGAUCUUGACUUGCCCCCACUACAGCGAUGGGCUCCGCUUAUGAGGGUGAAAGGACCCAAACUGAUUACUUUGGUGGAUGAUGUGAAGGAACUUAUACAUUCUAUUGUUGGGGAGAAAAUCUUCAAUACAAUUAUGAGUAACCUUCCCAAGGUGGCAACCUCUCUACCAUAUCCAUUCUACGAAGAGAUGGUUGGAAUUGCAACGUUUUCAGGCAUGCCACUAAGUCUUGUGACCCUCUAUAACAUAUUCUAUGAAGCCUUUACUCUUUGUACAUCCAUCAUUGCCCAAGAUCCAGAAGGGCAUCUCUACCACGGCAGAAACCUAGACACUGGAGUGUUUUUAGGAUGGGAUGCAAAGAAUCAUACCUGGAAAGUUGCGGAGAAGCUGCGUCCACUUACUGUCCAACUUGAUUGGAAAAAGAAUGGGACUACACUUUUCCGAUCUGUCAAUUUUGCUGGAUAUGUUGGGGUCCUUACUGCAGUUAAGAAGGACAAGUUCACGUUUUCCCUGGACAAGCGAUUUGCUCUGAAUGGAGGCUACAUGGGGCUGCUAGAGUGGAUCCUCUUCAACGAUUACAAGCAAAGCUGGGUGGCUUUCCUUACACGUGAAGUGAUGGAAGAGGCUGCCAGCUAUGAUGAAGCACAGACGAAACUCUCAAAAACAAGACUUUUAGCCCCUGUCUAUUUCAUACUAGGUGGCAUCAAGCCUUAUCAGGGUUGUGUAAUCACAAGAGACAGAGACAAUUUCAACAUGCUUAGUCUAGACAGCAAGAGCAUUAACACAAAGCUGUGGUUCCUCGUUCAGACCAAUUAUGAUCACUGGAAGACACCUCCUUUCUUUGAUGACCGCAGAACUCCAGCAACCAAGUGCCUAAAUGAGGCAGGACAGAAAAAUGCCUCCCUGGGUCUGAUUUACAAUGUACUCUCUACAAAGCCUGUCUUGAAUAAGGAAUCCGUCUAUACCUCACUCAUGGAGGCUAAGUCAGGUCAACUGCAGGCCUGGAUCCGAAGCUGUCCUGACCCAUGCUGGCCAUGGUAGAUGUGGAAGAGCAGGGUUAAGAACAAUUGAUUAGGUAGUGAAGGCGGGAUAAAAUUGUUUUAAUUUCAAUUUGGUACUGAUUUGAACGAAGAAUUCAAUGUAAUGUAUAUGAAAGAUUUAUUCA
Molecule: messenger RNA, 1381 nt
Organism: Penaeus vannamei (Pacific white shrimp)
Lineage: Eukaryota; Metazoa; Arthropoda; Malacostraca; Decapoda; Penaeidae
Product: acid ceramidase
Biological process (GO): fatty acid metabolic process
Cellular component (GO): lysosome
Molecular function (GO): N-acylsphingosine amidohydrolase activity; fatty acid amide hydrolase activity
Source: RefSeq, a predicted model, not a curated record